Closterium sp. Naga37s-1 is the source of this 1254-nucleotide messenger RNA. The record is from the annotation of a GenBank genome assembly. NCBI's taxonomy places the organism in Eukaryota, Viridiplantae, Streptophyta, Zygnematophyceae, Desmidiales, Closteriaceae.
AUGACGGGACGGGAUGGGACGGGAUGGGACGGGAUGUAUGACGGGACGGAGCGGGAGGGAACGCGACGGAGCGGGACGGGACUGGCGGGAGGAAACGUAGGAGACGCGCCGAUCCCCAUACCCCUUUCCCUUCCCACAUCCCCUUUCCCUAACCCCAUCCGCCUUCCCCUCCCCCAUCCCCCUUCUCUUUCCCCAUCCCCCUUCUCUUUCCCCAUCCCCCUUCUCUUUCCCCAUCCCCCUUCUCUUUCCCCAUCCCCCUUCUCUUUCCCCAUCCCCCUUCUCUUUCCCCAUCCCCCUUCCCUUCCCGCAUCCCCUUUCCCUUUCCCCAUCCGCCUACCCUUUCCCCAUCCCCUUCUCUUUCCCUAUCCCCCUUCCCUUCCCCCAUCCCCCUUCUCUUACCACAUCCCCUUUCCCUUCCCCACACCCUCCUUUCCCUUCCCCCAUCCCCCAUUCCCUUUACCCAUCCCCCAUCCCUUCCCUGCAUCCUCCUUUCCCUUCCCCCAUCCCCCUUCCCUUCCCCCAUCCCCCUUCCCUUCCCUCAUCCCCCUUUCCCUCCCCCUCUGCUAUCACCUUCUUUUCUCUUUCUGCUACCACCUCCCUUCCCCCUCUGCUGUCACCUCUCAUCCCGUGAUACCACCUCCCUUCCCCCUCUGCUGUCACCUCUCAUCCCGUGCUACCACCUCCCUUCCCCCUCUGCUGUCACCUCUCAUCCCGUGCUACCACCUCCCUUCCCCCUCUGCUGUCACCUCUCAUCCCGUGCUACCACCUCCCUUCCCCCUCUGCUGUCACCUCUCAUCCCGUGAUACCACCUCCCUUCCCCCUCUGCUGUCACCUCUCAUCCCGUGCUACCACCUCCCUUCCCCCUCUGCUGUCACCUCUCAUCCCGUGAUACCACCUCCCUUCCCCCUCUGCUGUCACCUCUCAUCCCGUGCUACCACCUCCCUUCCCCCUCUGCUGUCACCUCUCAUCCCGUGCUACCACCUCCCUUCCCCCUCUGCUGUCACCUCUCAUCCCGUGCUACCACCUCCCUUCCCCCUCUGCUGUCACCUCUCAUCCCGUGCUACCAGCUCCUCCCAUGAAGCCAACACUUCGCCAACCCUUUCACCUUUUUCCCCUGCUUUCACACACUAUUCCGCCAAGCAAUCACUUCCCCAAUUCCUCCCUGCCUCCUUUCUUUCCCCAUGCCAUGCCUCCCCUCGCUUUCCUCCCAUGCCUCAGCUCUCAUGGCGCCACAAAGAACCAGUUCAUCCUUAG